Molecule: messenger RNA, 493 nt
Organism: Polypterus senegalus (gray bichir)
Lineage: Eukaryota; Metazoa; Chordata; Cladistia; Polypteriformes; Polypteridae
Product: histone H2A-like
Exons: 1
Coding region: 56-442 (128 amino acids)
Cellular component (GO): nucleosome
Molecular function (GO): structural constituent of chromatin; protein heterodimerization activity; DNA binding
Source: RefSeq, a predicted model, not a curated record
CAACUCUCAUAUACAGGAGCAUUGUGCUACAGAAAACUGUUGUGUUUGUUUCAAGAUGUCUGGUAGAGGAAAGACUGGUGGUAAGGCACGCGCUAAAGCCAAAACUCGCUCUUCUCGAGCUGGAUUGCAGUUCCCCGUGGGUCGUGUCCACAGGCUGUUGAGGAAAGGCAACUAUGCUGAACGAGUGGGUGCUGGUGCUCCUGUCUAUUUAGCUGCUGUGCUUGAGUACCUGACGGCUGAAAUUCUCGAGUUGGCCGGUAAUGCCGCCCGUGACAACAAGAAAACCAGAAUUAUUCCUCGCCAUCUGCAGUUGGCAGUGCGUAACGACGAAGAACUAAAUAAGUUGUUGGGUGGAGUGACCAUUGCUCAGGGUGGUGUGUUGCCUAACAUUCAAGCUGUGCUUCUCCCCAAAAAAACGGAGAAACCCGUUAAGAGCAAAUAAGUUCCUGGGGAGACCCUUUUCAAAACACCAACGGCUCUUUUCAGAGCCACC